CUGAAGAGUCUUCACCCCGCGUCACAUCCGCGCGCGUGGAUGCCUCGCGAUGCCGCGCGAUGUGCGCAAAGCAGCGCUUCGAAGGUGCGGAAUCUCAGAAACCUCGUGGACAACUUUUCGCCGAGCCUGGGGGGAAUCACCUCCGCCAUCCGAGCAAGCAGAGGCUGGCGGGAGGUUGCGGCACUGCUGGCGGUGCUGGAGGAUGUGGGCCUCAGAGCCGACACGGUGGUCUACAACGCUGCGAUGACUGCCUGCAACCGUGCUGGGCACUGGCAGCAGGCCUUAGCAUUGAUGGACACGUUGGAGACUCGCAGCUUGCAGGCGGACUUGAUCACUUUCAGCGUGGCCAUCGGCGCGAGUUCCAAGGCUACCCAGUGGCAAGUGGCACUUCAGCUGCUUUCCAGGCUUGAAAGAACCGGUAUGCGAGCAGACUUGUGGAUCUAUAGUGCAGCCAUUGGGGCAUGCGGAAGGGGGGAGCAGUGGUGGCAAGCAGUCGCCCUCCUAGCGAGGAUGCAGCAGGAGGAGUUGGAAGCAGAUGUAGUGGCUUAUAGCACAACCCUAAGCAGUUGUGCCAGUGCGCAUCAAUGGCAGCGAGCCUUAGGCUACAUGGCAGAAAUGAAGAAGGAAGGUUUGCAGCCUGAUGCGAUCGCCUACAAUUCGGCAAUGAACGCUGUGACGAAGGGGAAUCGCUGGGAACAGGUGCUGGGAUUGUUAGGGUCGCUUGAGUCGCAAGGUGUGCGAGCAGAUGGUUUUACCACAACAUCUGCCAUCAGCGCUACACAGAUCGCCAGCUGGCGCAGUGCGUUGCUUGUAGCUUUGCCUUCAAGCUUUUCCACGGAAUCGUUGAACUCUCUGCUGUCCUCCUGUGGCAGCACCCUUCGAUGGCAGCAAAGCUUAAGCAUUUUCGAGCUUUCGCGGCUUUGGCGCGUGCCUGCGGAUCAGAUCUCGGCCAACACGCUCACGGCCUGCCAAGCGCGGUGGCAGCAGUCGGCGUGGCUGCUGCAGUGGCUGGAGAGGGCGAAGCUGGAGCCGAAUGUGCGGGCCUACACUGCAGCAAGCACCGCAUCGGCAUUGGAUGAUACGAAGAGAGGAGUUUGGGCGCACUCCUUGCAACUGAUCGGAGCCGGCCGGCUUAGGGCCUCUGAAGAUUCAGUGCUGUGGACGAGCACCGCAAAAGCCUUGGAGACGGGGAACCGCUGGCAGCAAGGGCUUCAACUCCUCGAGUCCGAUUUCAACGAAGUGGAAGCGAGUGUGGCGGCGAUGAGCAGCUGGGGGAGAGGACAGCACUGGGAGGUCGUAUUGCGGCGCUUGAACGUCGGAACGAGUCACCUGAGCGCCUGGAAUGCCGGGAUCGCGGGCUGCGCCAGGGCCGAGCAGUGGCAAGUGGCACUGCAGCUGCUUUCCAGGCUUGAAGGGACCUGCAUGCGAGCAGACUUGUGGACCUACAGUGCAGCCAUCGGGGCGUGCGGAAGGGGGGAACAGUGGCGUCAAGCUGUCGCUCUCCUAGCGAGGAUGCGGCAGGAUAAAUUGGAAGCUGAUGUUGUGGCUUGCAGCGCAACCCUCAGCAGCUGUGCGAGUGCGCAUCAAUGGCAGCGAGCCUUAGGCUACAUGGAAGAAAUGACGAAGGAAGCCAUGGAAGCAGAUGUGAUCGCCUACAAUUCAGCGAUGAGCGCGCUGGUAAAGGGGAACCGCUGGCAACAAGCUUUACAGCUAUUUUCCGGUCUGAGUGCUGGUGAGGUAAGCCUGGACAAGGCGAGUUUUCAGCUACUCCUCGGGGAGUUUCUCAAGUGAGCGAAUGCAUUUUUGACCUCUUGCCAGCCUGCCGUCACAGCUGCUCAGUGACCCUAGGGCUUUUUCUUGUACAGACUCGUGGACUGGGGGGGGUUUUCCAAGUACGCUGUCUGUUCUUUUUGAGGG
Messenger RNA from Effrenium voratum, 1917 nucleotides. The record is from the annotation of a GenBank genome assembly. NCBI's taxonomy places the organism in Eukaryota, Dinophyceae, Suessiales, Symbiodiniaceae.